This is a messenger RNA of Naegleria fowleri, 1752 nucleotides long. RefSeq lists its product as uncharacterized. The record is from RefSeq and is a predicted model, not a curated record. Bases 1 to 1752 code for a protein of 583 amino acids. Lineage: Eukaryota; Heterolobosea; Eutetramitea; Acrasida; Naegleriidae. The transcript is spliced from 2 exons.
AUGAUUUCACAAUUUCUUGCUUCACAUUUCAAAUUAUUUUCAAUUCCACCCGAAAAUACAAAGGAUGAACCUCUCCAAAGAACUAAUUUUUCUCAGACUCUUCACGAAACACUUUCCUUUCUUAAAAAACAAACGAUUGAGUGGUUGGAAAAGGUAAAAACUGCCUUCAUGGGACUUUAUGAAUCACAUCCCAUUGCUACAUGCCUGGUUGGUGCUUGGAUUGCAAUUUAUCUCAUUCGGAAACAUUUUCUGGAGGGAACCUUGUGUCCCUCAUAUUUAUUACAACAAAAAUCCAUGAAAGGAAAAUUUGUCAUUAUUACUGGAGCAAAUAGUGGUUUGGGUUUAGAAACAGCCACUCAAUUGGCCUUAAUGGGUGCACGAGUGAUUUUGGCAGUUCGCAAUCCGAAACGUGGAUUGAAAGCUCGAGAUUUAAUUAUUCACAAAAUGAUGACACGAAUGAAACAACACAAUGCACCGGAUGAUACGCAUAUUCCAUUGGAAAGUGUGCAUGUCUUUAUUUGUGACUUGUCGAAUUUGGAAAGUGUGAAAGAUUUUGUUUCGUCCUUGCAAAUCAUGUUUUGUGGAAAUCCUACUCUGCAUGUGAGUCAGAAUGUGAAUUUUCAGAAUUCGUUGGUGGAGGAAGAGAAGAGAGAGGUUGCAGCUCAACCAGUGAAUGCGAACCCAGCCAAUCUUUUACAAACACCUCAUUCUGCUCAUGAUGUCAAAAGUCACAAACCUCAAGGCGAGUCAACCUCAGGAGUCACUCUUCAUGAAAUUAUUGAACAUUUAGACAGUGAGGAAGAGCAAGACUUGGAUAACCUUUCCUUUCAUUCUUCAUCUUUGGGAAGUUCAUUUUCUCACCCCUCCGUUCAUUCAUCACACCAUCACCACCAUCAUCAACCUCCUCCACAACAACUAAAUCUUGAACUCCAAAGACAAGAAUCACAUCCAAUUGUCGAUAUUCUCAUUAAUAAUGCAGGAAGUUUUCUCACCACACAUGGAGUGAGUGUCAAUGGAAUUGAAAGUCAAUUUGCUGGAAAUUAUUUGGGACAUUUUUUUUUAACUUACUUGUUGUUGAAGAAGGGAAUGUUGAACAAUCAUUCACGUUUGAUUAAUAUUGUCACUUCGUAUUCUCUCUUUUCAAAAUCAGAACAUUUAUCUCAUCCCAAAUUAUUUAACUUCGACAUUCAAGAUUUAAUUGAAAAUUGUUCAAAAACAUUCGACUAUGAACAAUUAUAUUUAAGAAGCAAAUAUGCCUUAUACUUGUUCUCUCGCCAACUUCAGAAAGUAUUUUUAAAUGUUGGUUCUCUUUCCAUUGCUUCGGUAAUGUUUGGAGGUAUGACAUCAAGUCUUGAUUGGCAUCAGCAAGUACAUGAGCAGGAGAAUGCCAUGUCUUUCUUUCCGCAACAUGCAAAAGUAGUUUCAGUAUUUCCUGGAGCGACUCGAACCUCUUCAUUGGAUCGAAUUUCACCUUUCACUCGAAUUUUCACAAGACCUUUAGAAUGGUUGUUAUUGAAAAGUCCAUGGCUUGGUAUUCAGACUAUUCUCUAUUGUUGCUUGUUACCAUUCGAUCAAUUGCAAGGAGGAGGAUACUAUGAAGAAUGCGAAUGUGUGAGACCAUUGGAAUUUGAGGAUUCCCAAGAAGAGGAGAGAAGGCAACGCUUGUGGUCUGUUUCUUUGGAUUUAGUGAAUCGUUUUGAAAAACUCUCGGAGAGUGGCAGCAGUACUGCGGAAGCUGUGUUGCAUCCUUAA